This is a messenger RNA of Castor canadensis (American beaver), 4019 nucleotides long. The record is from RefSeq and is a predicted model, not a curated record. NCBI's taxonomy places the organism in Eukaryota, Metazoa, Chordata, Mammalia, Rodentia, Castoridae.
GGGCAGCGAGCGGACUGUUAAACCGCGGCGGCAGCGGCGGCAGUCGGGGCGGGAGCGGGGCGCGCUCUGGAGAGGAGUCAGCGGCGCCCCGGGUGGGGGGAGGCGGGAGGGCAGCUAGAGAUCACCUCAGCAGCCCCCACCACGGCCGGACCGAAGGUGCGGCGGCGGAGGGGAGCCAGGGCGCCCCAGCAGGUUUGCUGUAAUUAUCUGCAGGAAUCGCCAUGACCCCAGCUCUAAGGGAGGCAACAGCAAAAGGUAUCUGCUUUCCAUCUUUGCCAAGUACCAUGGAGUCUGACAAGAUGUUAUGCAUGGAAGGUCCAAGAACUGUAGAUGAAAAUCUAAAGGGAGACACUUUCUCUCAGAUGCUGGGAUUUCCAACUCCUCAACCUAGUCUUAAUGCUAAUUUUGUGAAUUUAAAGCAUUUUGGUUCUCCCCAGGCUUCAAAACAUUAUCAGACAGUUCUUUUAAUGAGUUCUAAUACUACAUUAAAUAAAUACAGUGAGAAUUAUAAACAAAAGAAAUCAGGGGAGUCCAACUGCAAAAAGUUGAAAAAUAUACUGUGUAAUGGCAGCAACAUUCAGCUCAGUAAAAUCUGCAACUCUCAUUCUGAAGAGUUCAUCAAAAAGGAACCUCUAUCAGAUACUACAAGCCAGUGCAUAAAAGAUGUACAAAUUGUGUUGGAUUCAAGUCUAACCAAAGACUCUAAUGUAGAUAAAAUACAACUGCAAAGCUGUAAAUGGUACCAAAAGAGUGCACUUGUUGAUAAAGUUACUGAUGCUGAGAUUAAAAAGGGGUUAUUGCACUGUACUCAAAAGAAAAUUGGACCUGGCCACUUAAGUGUACCUAUUAGUUCUUCAGCUGCUGAAAAAGAGGAGGAAGUGAAUGCUCGUUUACUUCAUUGUGUAAGCAAACAGAAACUUUUACUUAGCCAGGCUAGAAGAACUCAGAAACAUUUGCAGAUGCUCCUGGCAAAGCAUGUUGUUAAACACUAUGGUCAGCAAAUGAACUUUUCUAUGAAGCAUCAACUGCCCAAAAUGAAGACCUUUCAUGAGCCCACUACAGAUUUGGAUAAUGGUUUACCUGAACGCACUGAAAUUAAGCCAGAAGUCAACAUAUUGACUACAGAGAAUAAAUUGUGGGAUGAUAAAAAAAAUGGCUUUGGUCGGUGUACAGCUGCAGAAAUCCAAAGAUUUGCAAUGUCUGCUACAGGGCUGUUGUCUCAUGUUGAAGAGGGUCUGGAUUCUGAUGCAACUGAUAGCAGCUCUGAUGACGAUUUGGAUGAAUAUACCAUUAGAAAAAAUAUGGCAGUUAACUCUAGUACUGAAUGGAAGUGGCUCAUAGACAGAGCACGUGUUGGCAGCCGAUGGACUUGGCUCCAAGCCCAGAUUUCAGAGCUAGAAUACAAAAUCCAGCAGCUUACAGAUGUUCACAGGCAGAUUCGUGCUUCCAAGGGGAUAGUGAUCCUAGAAGAAUGUCACCUUCCAAAAGACCUUUUGCAAAAACAAAUAGAAUUCACAGACCAAGCAGCUUUGUUAAACACUACAGAAAAUCCUCAGGUUCCUCAGGGGAGUCAAGAUUCUUUACCAGAACAAGACUUUGAGAUGUCACCAAGCAGCCCUACACUACUUCUUCGUAACAUAGAAAAACAGAGUGCACAGUUGACUGAGAUCAUCAAUAGUUUGAUUGCCCCUCUGAACUUGUCUCCAACUUCAUCACCCUUGUCCUCCAAAUCCUGUGGCCAUAAAUGUCUGGCUAAUGGCAUUACUAGGAGUGCUUCGGAGAAUUUAGAAGAGCUCUCUCCCUCCAGUAGCUGGUUACUUAAUCAGAAGCACAAUAAGAAAAGGAGAAAAGACAGGACAAGAUUGAAAUCUCCAUCCUUGACAAUCAUGAGUACAGCAGCUCGAACAAGGCCACUUCAGAAUUUCCACAAACGAAAACUCUACAGAUUGAGCACCCCUUUUUAUUGGACUACUCAGACUCUACCUUCAAAAGAAACAUUUUUAAAUACUACACAAAUGCCUUGCCUGCAAUCAGCUUCAACUUGGAGUAACUGUGAACACAAUUCAAAGUCUCAGAUAUUAAAAGAACAUGUGUCGGAGCUAGAUUCCUCUUUUCAUUCUGUUCUAUCAUUGCCAUCAGAUGUGCCUCUUCAUUUUCAUUUUGAAACAUUAUUUAAAAAGACUGAAAUAAAAGGCGAUCUUGAUGAAAAAUUUGUAGGCGACUGUAUCAUGUCACCAUCACCUGUACAUAGUACUUUGAUUCAAUGGAGAAAUGGAUAUUCACCUACAUGUAAGCCUCAAAUAAGGUCAGAAUCGUCUGCACAACUAUUACAGGGAAGAAAGAAAAGACAUGUGAGUGAAACAGUUUUAGGAGAAAGAACGACAUUUGAAGAAUUAGCUUUGCAACGCACAGAACCAGGAUCCCAUUGCAAUUUCACUGCUGUCUCUAAUGUCAAUGUUAUAUCAAGAACCCAGAAUUCAUCGUCACAAAAUACUUUACGACGAAGGUUAAGAAGUGAGAGUUCAUAUGACAUAGAUAACAUUGUGAUUCCCAUGUCAUUAGUUGCCCCAGCUAAGUUAGAGAAACUCCAAUAUAAGGAAAUAAUUACUCCAAGCUGGAGGAUGGUUAUUCUUCAACCUUUGGAUGAAUAUAACUCAGGUGAAGAAGAGAUAGAAGAUCUUUCUGAUGAAGUCUUCUCCCUAAGACACAAAAAAUAUGAAGAGAGAGAGCAAGCCAGGUGGUCACUAUGGGAGCAAAGCAAGUGGCACAGAAGAAACAGCAGGCAAGUAUUUUAAAUUUCAAGUCUAAUACUGUUGAAUCCAUAUGGAAUGAACAAAAAUUCUGCAUGAGUUUUGUCAGGACCAGUAAAAAAGGUGAGCUAUCAGCUAUUCAUGUACUAAUAUGUAUAGUAACACACUGCAUAUACUCAGCUUAUAUCCAGAAUAUAUUUAGCUCAUUACAUAAUGAUGAAAUGAGUUUCUGUAUUUUACUCCAUUCUAUUUCUCAUGUUUGUUACUAGCCUCAGCAAUAGAUUAAGCUAACUAAUAGUAUGAAAAUUUUCUCUGUAUAUAAAGUAGAUCAUUUCAGCCAGGCAUGGUGGUGCAUGUCUAUAAUCCCAGCACUUGGGAGGCUGAAACAGGAGGAUCACAAGAAUUACACCAGUUUAGGUUAUACAGUGAGGCCUCAUCUCAAAAGAGCAAAACAUCCAAUAACAACAAAACAAAAAAGCAGGUCAUUUCAAUCCACUUUUAACAGUGGGCUGAACACUGGGGACUAGAAUUUAGGUAAUCCAUUUUAACAGAACUAUUUCAAAAAUACCACUACUUGAAAAAAAAAUUUCUUGAUAAACUUGUAUCAUCUACAAGGCAAAUUGUCUAAAGUACUUUUAAAAACAAACAGAUGUGGGUGUGGUGGCACACCUGAAAUCCCAACACUCAGAAAGCUACUGUAGGAUAAUUGUGAGUUGAAGGCCAGCCUGGGCUACAUGGUGAGAUCCUGUCUCAAAAAACAAAACACAAAUAGACUGUGGGGGAAAGGGAGAAUAAAUAAGACAUCAUUAAUAAUUACUAUUUAAAAGAAUCCCUGGUAUUUUAUACUUACAUUUCAUUAUUUUUAAUAUAGCCCAAACUCAAAAUGCAAGAUCAUGUGACGUGUGGAAGUCACUUCAGUGAAGGGUUAUCUUUCAUUUAAUUAGUACUGUUAAAACACCUUUCUCUGUUUAGGUCUGAAGAUAGCCAGAUCUGCUGUAAAUCCUUAUUCAAAGAGUUCUAACAUAAAUGAGAUUCUGGAAUGCUCAUCCUUGUUCUCACAGUCCAGAAAUACAGAGGAAAAGAUGAAUUGAAACCUUCAUGAAUGACAUUACAGCAACUAAAGAACUGCCCUUUCUUGUCUUCCAAAAAACAAAAAGCAAACCAAACAAAACAAAAACAAUAGUGAACAACAAUAAACCAUUAGGAUAAUAAUAGCAUCAGGAAGGUGAUCGUAUGAUUUUUAAGUCUUAGGCAGAACUGAUUAAAGUA